Molecule: messenger RNA, 2265 nt
Organism: Bursaphelenchus xylophilus (pine wood nematode)
Lineage: Eukaryota; Metazoa; Nematoda; Chromadorea; Rhabditida; Aphelenchoididae
Source: the annotation of a GenBank genome assembly
AUGUCGAAGAAGAAGGAAGAUGAUAAGACCGCGAAGAAUCAUUUGACCGGAGAAUUCGCCAAGUUGGAUUACUGGCAUGGUCUACUUCCAAAUGAGGACACGGCCAACUUGCUCAAGACGGAUGGCGACUUCUUGUUGAGGGGAAUCAUCAGGGAUCAGGAGUACUACAUCAUUGUUAGUAUUCGAUGGGGAAAAAAUGUAAACCUUUUGUCACAACUCACACGUUUCUUUCUCUUCAGAUCAUAGAAAUGUAUUUUUUAGGUCCUGAACGCAGCCGUCCUCGAGAACAAAAAAGGAGGAUGGGUGUUCCAGGAGCAUAAUUUCGACUCCAUUAAAGAUGCCAUUGACAUGUAUCAGGUCAAGAAAACUCCCCUUAUAAUUUGCGGAACCACCUGCUUCUUGGAUAGUCCGAUCCGAAGAAAAUCCUGGGAAUUGCGUCAACAAAUGAUCAAGUUGGGAAAAGAAUUGGGCCAAGGAUCUUAUGGGACUGUCUACACUGGCACCAUGAUGAUUGAACGGCAAAAAGUCAUUAAGGUAACUCGAUUGGGCUUUUUUUAUUGUUUUAGGUAGCUGUAAAAGUGCUCUCUGAAAUGACUGCUGAAGCGUCAAAUGCCUUGUGGAAAGAAGCCAGAUAUCAUCAGUCUUUCGAUCAUCCAAAUGUCGUCAAGAUGUAUGGAGUUGCCAAUGAUGUUUUGGUAAGUGUAAUAUAUUUUUAUCUAUUUUUCGUCCUUUAGCCAUAUUACCUCAUUAUGGAGUUGGUUCGAGGGGGAUCCUUGGACAAAUAUCUCAUCAAGAAGGCCGGAAAAUUGACCAUCAGACAGCGGAUCAACAUGCUUUUGGAUGCAGCCAAGGGACUUGGUUAUCUUCACGAUAAAGGAACGAUCCACAGAGAUGUUGCUGCCAGAAAUCUGUUGAUUGACGAUGAGGUUGUCAAAGUGGCUGACUUUGGAAUGUCCAGGAAAUGUAAUAGUUACAAAGUGGACACCAACAAACCUCUCAAUCUGAGAUGGUUGGCUCCAGAAGUGUACAAGAAACAGACGGUCAACAAAUCGACUGAUGUCUAUGCCUUUGGAGUUACUAUGUACGAGGUUUUUGUCGAUCCAUAUCACAUUCCAUACGAGGAUUGGGAUGCUAACAAAGUACAGUUUGUUUGAUAAUAUGUUUGUUCAAUAUUAUUUUCGUGAUCUUAUUUUUUUUUUUUUUUAGGUUUAUGAUGAAGUGAUUGAAGGAAAUUACAAACUCAGCAUGCCUGAUAGUGCUCCGGCUUACAUCAAACAACUCUUUGGAGAAUGUAUUGGAGCCGAGGAAGAGCGUCCCACCUUCAAAACCAUCGUUGUUUGUCUGACCAAUUUCCAGGAAGGAAAGGGCGAAAGGGGACUUGGGGUUGGUCUGUAAAUUGUACCCAUAAACUUCAUGUAGAUUGGAAUUGGACUCUUGUUUUGUGUGUUAAAAUAUUUCUUAAUUCGUUUAAGGUAUUCAUCUUGCUUUGAUUGUAAUUUGUGCUCUGUGUCUACAAACAGGGGAACACCGAAAAGUGCGUCGCUCAGAUUUAAAACUUGGCACAAGUUUAGAUUAAUGUUUUCUAAGACGUAUGCGAUACUCCUAGCUCGCGCUUUACAGAAACGACCGAAAUUUUUAGGUCGAAAGGCGGAAAACUGGGAAACUUUUUGCAAAUUUUGCCAUGUAAAGUUUCAUACCUAUUUCUACCAUAGUCGGUAAUGUUUUAACAAAAACAUAAUAUUUUCCGCGCAAAAAUGGGAAAAAUAUGGUCGAAAAAUGUUUUUCUCUGUGACCGCUCUCGGCGUUCCGUGUACUCUCUCGGCCUCAAAGACGGUUCAAUGUCUCGACUGCCUCUGAAAGUCCCGAACGAAAACUUUAGAAAUUAAUACGUACCCAUGCCCAGCAUAAGUGCCAGAUUUAAGAAAAUCUGAGCGUCGCACUUGGGGUACUUUCCUCGUUAGUCGAUGUGAUGUAUAGUUUCUGUUUGUUUGAUAAGAUUGAUAAGACCCACUUGUGAUUAGAAACUAACUUCUCCAAUGUUCGUCAUUCAGCCUUCUUCCACUCACCUCCUCACCUAGUUCUGAUUCUAUUGCUCUCUUUAAACGAGUUAUUUCUGAUAAAGAAUAUCAUUGUUUUUGGUCACCUCACCUCGAAGCUUCCACGUCUCGAUUCAAGGUGAGCUCGACAACAAUAAGACCCCCUUUAUUCGAUAUUCUCUUUAUGCUCUUGUGAUUUAGCCCCUCCGGGUUCAGACGCUGCGCGUAA